Molecule: messenger RNA, 2433 nt
Organism: Iphiclides podalirius (scarce swallowtail)
Lineage: Eukaryota; Metazoa; Arthropoda; Insecta; Lepidoptera; Papilionidae
Source: the annotation of a GenBank genome assembly
AUGUUUAGUUACGAUGUCAAGUUUUUAACUUCCGACGAUUUAUUGUACUUAAAAAGUGGUGACUUAAAAAGUUUUAAAUAUGAAACAAAAAAACGCGUCGAAGAAACGGUAUACGAAGCAGGAAAGAGAAAUUAUUGUGAACGCCGCGGUGGUUACUGGCGAAUACCGAAAUCUAGUCAACUCCGUCAAUUGGAGUCCACUUUGCGUGAUCGCAUUAUCGUGACCUGUGAAUGGACAAACGAAUCGUUUGCUACAUUAAUAUUUUCCUCAGGUGUUAUUGCAUAUAUUACCAUCAAACCCGAUACAUUGGAUGUUACACGGAUCCUUUUUGAUAAAUACUGUAUAGGAAAACUUUCAGGUCAAUGUGUUACAGGAGCCAUUUUCUGUAAGACACAUCUUUUAUUCACUCAUGCUGAACGGACUGCAACAUUGUUUACAUUCGGAAAAAGUAUUGAAAAUGGCAGUCACCCAUGUCGAUUAUCAGACAGAGAUCCCCAUAUACAGUCAUUAGAGCUAGGAGGAGCGCGUCGAGCAGAGAGGAGGGUUUCAUGGUGUGCUGAUAGUUCUGGAGUAAAAGUGCUUUUAUGGAGUGCUGCCAAUGCAGAGCCGGCGCCUUGGAGCCCAGUGCUGGAAGAUCUGGCUAAUCUUCAUCUGUACCAAAUUCAAGGGCAGCAAGUAACAUUGAUAGCAUUUCAUCAGUUGGAGAAUGAAGUACUGUGUGCAGAGUUAUCUCAAAAUAAUGACAAUGUUGUCCACAUUGUUGAACAAUCGGCUUCUCAUAAAAGCGGCGUGACGCUCGAGUGGCAGCUGCGCGUGGCGCCGACAGGGGGCGGGGCGGCGCCGCUGGGCGCGUGCUGCUCGCGGGCGCGCGCCUCGCUCCCUUCGCCGGUGCGGAUCGCUCGCCGCUCCGCGUGCGGCCGCCGUCUGCUCGCCGCGUGCAUAGACGGCACGCUGCACGUGCUGCACAGUGCCGCCGGACACACGCACACCACGCGCGCCGGAUUCAUACCAACAGAUGUGCGAUGGGCCGGGGAGCUGGUAGUGGCUGUGGAGGAAGCGGGACGGCUACAAUGCUUCGAUCGUGCUCUCUCACUCCUACACCACCACACUAAGUGCAUCGAUUUAGUGUCGCAUUUUCGGGACACAAGAAGGAUGCAAAUGCUUGCGACGCGAGGCAUGAGAUGUGGCCCCGUCAUCCUGGCAAUGUUCUCGGGGGGGCCUUUGACUCUACUGCAUAUCACCCAUCCACGGCUUAUAACGGCGUGGGUCCGGGCGGAGCGCACUUCGAACGCCGUUGCCCUCCUGCGCGCGAUGGACUGGGAGGGGGAGGGGGUGGAGUGCCUGCGCGCCAUGGGCGAGCUGGUGCACGGGGCGCUGCGCGGGGGAGGGGGAGGAGGGGGGGGGAGGCGGCUGCGCAGGCGGCGCUCGGUGCUUCACGACCUGGCGAGGAAGUUCUUCCACCACCUGCUCAGGCGCGGUCGGAUCGAGAAAGCUCUGAGCUUGGCUGUGGAUCUCGCAGCAUGGGACCUGUUCGCGGACGUGCGCUGGGCCGCGAUGCGAGCGUCGCAGCCGCACCUAGUUCGGGAGGCCGCGCGCGCCGCACGUCACUACGCGCACGCACAUGAAUCUGAGUGCUCCGAAUCCUGCUCGCAGUGCAGCUCGCGCUCCAGCUCGGAGUCGGAUGAAGAGCUGAGCGGAUACUCCGGCACCGCGAGGACCACGCCCCCUCCACUACCGCGUGUCGCCCCACCCCCUCAGCCAACAGUGCUGCCCGUGCCGAUAACCCAGACGGAGCCCACGUCCACGCUGAGCAUUAGACCCAACCUCCACCAAUACCUAGAAAGGGACAGCACUAUAUGGAGCACAGAGCACAGCGCCGACCGAGCCCACGAGCCCGAACCGUUCAAGCAGACCAUAAACCCUCCACCGGUAAAAUGGCAGAGCGUCGACAGCAUGCUACUGAAUUAUAGGAAACAGCUCAACGGAAGCUCCAGCGAAGUGGCCAGGUCCCGCGUGUUCGACGCCAUCCCGAGGAUACAGGACGAGAAAAUUAACCAGCCGCAGUUCAAGCAAGUCUUCCAAGUGGACUCCAAGGAGGCAACUCCCAAUGUCAACUAUCGAUAUAACAACAGUAUCGGAUCGGGCGCCAAUGGAAGAAUAUAUAAGCACGACAGCACCUGGGCAAGCAAAACGGGAGAGAGGAACAAAGUGAAGUUCUCCAAUACAGUCACUAUUGCUGUGGUUUCGGAGCCACCGCCUUCGCCGGAUGCCGCUCGCGAGUUGGCGGCCAGCCUGCCACUGUGCGCCCCGCACAAUUACCUGGCGGCGUUCGCGCCCGCUCCCGCCGCGGCCCCCGCCCCCCGCCAGCCCCCCCACGCCGACAAUCCUGUUCCUCAGGUGCCUAAAAUUAAAGUGGUUCAUUUUGGAAUGGUG